Molecule: messenger RNA, 888 nt
Organism: Aureobasidium namibiae CBS 147.97
Lineage: Eukaryota; Fungi; Ascomycota; Dothideomycetes; Dothideales; Saccotheciaceae
Exons: 1
Coding region: 1-888 (295 amino acids)
Source: RefSeq, a predicted model, not a curated record
AUGUGCACUCGGUUUACGCCUUCUAGCGAAGAUCGACCCAGCGCCAGCCCAACAAUGGCGGCCCCAUCCAGCAGAAGCGAGCGCGGUACAGAUACUGCCGUACCAUCUUCUAGCAAAAGCAAAGCGAAGCUGAUCCCACCACCUUACGGACCUUUCAGUGAGAACAGGAGGACAUCCAGAAUAUCGACAUCGCAAGACGUGAUCAACUUGGCGCACAGGCCUAUCAUACAGCCUCGCCGCAAUUCAUCUCUAGCUCGCUCGACAGAAACGGAGGUGGACUCGGAACGCGACUCGGGACAUCUAAAUGCAAGAAAGCAAGACUGGCGUGAUAAACAAAGAACAGAAACCCAGAACCUAGCUGAGCACAUGAGAGAAGCCACUGGAUUCGUGGAAGCACUUGUCAGCAUGCUUGUUGCUGUAGAAGCCAUUCGGAAAGGCCACAAGAGGCAGUUCGAAAUUCCACAAGACUUGACCACGCUCUACGAGACAUGCCUGCCAGUCCGAGAAACAUCUGAUCAUUUGGGGUCAUCUGUUGCGGUCAUCGCCGACAAAGUAGCUGAGUAUGCUGAGGGCGUGUCUAAAGCAUCGAUGCGAGUGCACAAACUGGCCCGUGAUGAUAAGGGAGGACACCUCAAGAAACACCACGUCAGGAGUGCUGAGGUAUGUCUGGUAUCUCGGCUUCCGGCCUUGUUGAAAGCAGCUCAUAUCUUGCAUGGCUUGCGUGAGAUCACUGAUGACUGCAAUUUCGAAGGUGACUGCUCAAUUCCUCGCUUCGGAUCUAGAGACGACACGACCAGACUGAAGAUGCGUGAGAAGGAAUUGACGUGGCUAAUGCGAGGUCAGACAGGAUGGCUUGGGGAGGUGCAACAUCUGAACAUCGAUGUCUGA